Molecule: messenger RNA, 4503 nt
Organism: Ostreobium quekettii
Lineage: Eukaryota; Viridiplantae; Chlorophyta; Ulvophyceae; Bryopsidales; Ostreobiaceae
Source: the annotation of a GenBank genome assembly
AUGUCAGUCGACUACGUCGUAGAAUUUCGUCCAGAAUCACAAGAAGACUAUUUUUACGACAUCGUGGUGUGCACCGAGCGCGAAAAGUACAUCGUCCCCGUGACCGCCGUGGGCCAGCGCCCCGCCCUGGAUUUUCCCGACGUCAUCGACUUCGGACAAUGCCCCUUGAAAAUCAGCGCGACCAGGUCCAUGCUGGUGACCAACGUCGGUGGCAAAUCGGCAAAAUUCGAUCUAUUCACCGAUGCCCCAUUCUCGGUGGACCCCAGGCAGGGCACCCUGGCGCCUGGAGAGUCGCUGAGAUGCUCCGUGGAAUUCAACCCCAGAAUUGCCGGAGCCGCCGGAGCGGACCUCCACAUUGCUUACGACUAUGGGGAGACCAUAUUCUCUCAGUUGACGGGAUUCGGGCACCAAAUAGAUGUGGCGGCGCUCCAAGAGGUGGUGGAAGUUCUGCCAACGUAUGUCACGAAGAUGUCACAGAAAUCGUUCAAGGUGAUGAAUCGAUCCGAUGUCAUCGUGGCCUUCAGCGUGCGAGGCGCCCGGGUGCCUGAGGACGAGGCCUCGGCCACCGACGCUAAAUUGAUGUCGCUGGGUGGAAGUCUUGAUACUCUCGAAAUUGCGGAAGAGUGCUCGACAGCGGAGGACGGGGACAUGGAUGCAGAGUCCAUCCUGUCCGACAGGCAAGCAAAUGCGAGCCGCAUCUUCUCUUUGGAGACAAAGAGGAUACGCCUCGAGAAAAUGUUCUUUCGGGAUGAAAAUUUCUCGAUUCAUCCCCUGGAAGGUGCCAUUCCUCCCGGAAGCCAAGUGGAAAUCACGGUGGAGUUCCGGCCGACAUUCGCGAAGGACUACGAAAAAAAGGUGUUUGUUGAAGUGCAGGGAAGGAAGGACAGACUCCCUGUUACCAUCAAGGCUCGAGGACUCGGUCCAGAGGCGGUUUUCUCAUAUGACAUGCUAGAUGUCGGGGACACCUUCAUCAACACGACUCACCAGUACGAGGUUGAACUGCAGAAUCGAGGCAAAAUUGAUGCCAGAUUUCGGCUGACGCCUCCACACACGGAGUUUGGAUCCAAAUUCAAUUUUCAUCCAAGCAGCGGCUCGCUUGAUGCUGGAGAAGUGUGCACAAUCAAGGUGAAACUUCUGUCCAACCUGCUUGGCGACUUUGACGAGACAUUCCACUGGGACAUUCUAAGUAGCUCCAGGCCACUUCUCCUUCAAUUCAAGGGUCGGGUGGUAGGCCCUUCCUUCACAAUAAAUGUAUCCACACUGGACUAUGGCGUCGUCUCGUACGGGUUUCGCUAUUCCAAGGAAGUAACGUUGGAAAACACGAGCCAAAUACCCGUCAAAUUUUCUUGGAGGUUGAAUGAGGACGACGAGGCGAGUCCAGAGUUUCAGAUGGUUCCGCAGACUGGACGCGUCCUUCCCAACGGCAAGCAAACCACGCGAGUCAAUUUGGUGUCCCGCCGAAUCGAAAAAUACGAAAGGGAGUUGCUGCUCGACAUUCCCGACGUGGGGAGGGGCCUUGCAGUCAUCCCUCUAUUCGCGGAGUGCGCGGUUCCCAAGAUCGAGAUCGAGACGGACAUUCUGGACUUUGGCGAAUGCUUUGUGCGAUACGAAUUCAAGCGAAGCUUGAAACUUCUGAAUCCCUCCAACCUUCCCGCCAAGUUCGAAGUCAUGCAGCAGGACGCCCACAGCAGAAAUCUGGCGGCAUUUUCCGCUCGCCCUGAUUCCGGGGGUGUCCCAGCACAAGGGCACCAGACGCUGGAAUUCUCGUUGGCAACGUCUCGCUUGGGCCGCAUUCAGCUCCCCGUCCGGGUUCAAAUAGUUGGCAGCCGGAAUCCUCCUUUGGAAUUUGCCAUCGAAGCUAAGUCUGUGGGCCCUAAAGUCCAUGUGGAUGUAUUCAAAGAUGAAAUGGAGCCUGGCGCUACGGCGUCCAGAUCGACAGGAGGAGGUCUUUCCAUCGACUUUGGAAAAGUGCACGUUCUGGAGGAUCACGGGGUAUGGAUAUCCGUCCACAACACAUCACUCAUACCCGCUGAAUUCAAGACGUUCAUAGAAGGAAAGGACUCCGUGUUCAAGAUUGAUCGGCGGUCCGGCGUACUAGAACCCCAGGAGAAGGCCAAACUGAAGGUCACCACAAAUUUGGACAUGGACAAGAAAUUCAAAGAUACCCUUCAUAUUCUGGUCACCGAGGGAGCAGAUAUCGACAUGCAGUUGCAAGCAACUGGGAUUGGAAGCACUGUCGUGUGCAAGGAAAUCGAAUCUGGUUUGGUUGAUUUUGGCAACCAGUUCAGCGGGCGAUCAUUCUCGAAGAACAUUCUGGUGUGCAACAUGGACAGGAGACCUGUCACCUUGCAGUGGACAAAUGAAACUGCGGAAGCGGCUAGAAAGCGCGCCACGAAAACUAAGAAGCUUGGGGAGCGCCCGUCCAGCGGGAGCUCCAAACAUUCCCAGGCGGACGGUCCGCCCGAGGAAGAGCAAAUCUACUAUGCGUCUCCGGAGAAAACGACCAUCGGAGCAAAGCAGACAACAGUUGUCACUAUCGAAGGGAUCACAAUGACCACUGGUAUUAUCGAAGAGCGCUUGGUGUGCCGGGGAGGCGUGACCAAUGCGGGCAAGGGAAACAGCAAAGGCAGCUGUAGCAGCAGCAACAUUGUAUUUGAUGUGGUUGCCCAAGCAGACGUGGCAGCGCCCCUCCUGGAGUUCCCGGACCGCGAGCUGCGUUUUGUGUACUACUACGAGAAGGACGUCCAUCCCCAAAUUAUGAGAAAGGACGUUGCCAUCAGGAAUGUUUCGAAGCUCCCUCUCACCCUCUUCCUGAGAACACAGUCGCCUUUCCAGUUGAGCUCAGACAGUCUGGUGCUGAGUCCCAACGAAGAAAAAUCCCUCGUGGCAACAUUCGACCCCUCGUAUCGCGGUGAUCUGGAGAGCGCCGUGGCUCGAUCUCGGGUGAAUGUCACUUGCGCGGACACCAAUUACCAGAAAGAUGGCUUUGAACUGGUUGGAGAGGUCCACCGUCCCAAUUUGAAAUUCGAGACCACGAGGAUCGACUACGGCAGUGUCCUCACAGACACAUGUCGCCGCGUAACGCUGGCGGUCACGAACGUCAGCAGUCUAGAUGUCAUCUACCAUUGGAUGUUUCUAGAGGGAGACGCAGAGCGCGGUACGCGUUUGACAGGCGCGAGGGUUGUGUUCAGAAGCAGCUUGAUUCGAUUCAACAUUGAGCCCGACAACAUCUCCCUGGGCGCUCAGCCCUAUGAUCGAGCCAUCGAGCGGGAGAUUACCUUGCACAACCAGGGAAAGGUUCCCUUUGAUUUCAAUGUCAUCAAGUCCCAUUUGACAUACGGCUGGAUGGUUGAAAGCAUACCGGAAAAGGGUCGUGUCGGAGCGGGACAGCGCGACACUCUCAAACUAAAGAUAAAGGCUGGUCUUCCUGAAAAGUUCCAAGAGAAGGUGUACAUCGAGGUGGCACAUUUCGACCCCACUCCGAUCACGUUUUCUGUGGAAGGGGUUUAUCCGUAUAUAUACCUAUCACUUCCGAGGCAUAAAACUCACUCCUUCAGCCAAUACCUGGAAGAAGCUAAGAAAAGGUUGAUUCAGGCUGGUCCCAAGCCGAAUUCAUCUCCCAAAGGUGCAAGAUCCAAUAUUUCCAGACCCUCGCCUCCGUCAAAAGCAACACGCUCCCCAACGGCAAAGGAACGCCCACCAUCAGCAUCGACCAUCAGGAGCAAAGUGCCAACUGCAGUGGCUACAAGCUCGUCCGCAAGGAUGCCUAAAAACCCCUUGUAUGAUUUGGGUUACACGAAAGCCGACUGGGAAUCCGAAGCGGACCGCCUUCAACUGCAUCGCGAUCUUUUGAUCCGCGCAUCCAAAAAGGAAGAUAAACUCAUGGCAGCUGCGAUGGGAUGCGAAUCCCCCGAGAUGUCUGUUCCACCAAAAGAGGAAGCAGCUCAGAAUGACAAGAAUGCCUUGAACGUGGACGAAAAGAAACAGGUGUCAUUCCAAUUCAACAAGCAUUACCUUGAUUCCUUCGGAUUGUCAAUUGACCCAGAAGCGAUUUUGAAGCUUGCGGAAUUCGACUCUGUUGAUAUGACGCUCACAAUGCACACCAGCAAGCCCCAAGUCACGCAUGGGCCACUUGAGGCUACUUUCCCUGUAGAAGUGAAGCAGGGUCCAGCGGUUAUGAUCACAGUGAAAGCGUACAUCAUGACACCUGAUUUGAAGAUAUCAAGUGACGCUCUGGAUUUCGGAAUGGUUCAAUCCGGACACUGCAAGAUCAUGACCGUUCAACUUACAAACCCCAAACACGUGCCUUGCGAGUGGUGCAUCAAGAGGCCAAUGGAGGGAAACAAGGCCAAGGACUGGGAUUUUUUCCGCUGUAGCCCAAAUGAGGGCACUCUGGAAUUCUCGGAAUCCAUCAAUGUCAAGGUACGACUCCGAGGGCUGCGCUUUCAUGGAGCCGCUGUUGCCAGGAUCAGGGCUGUGGAAAGACAUCGUUCCAUCAGUUGA